Abrus precatorius (Indian licorice) is the source of this 807-nucleotide messenger RNA. Its product is annotated as 16 kDa phloem protein 2. The coding region runs from base 122 to 583 and encodes 153 amino acids. The transcript has 6 exons. Lineage: Eukaryota; Viridiplantae; Streptophyta; Magnoliopsida; Fabales; Fabaceae. The record is from RefSeq and is a predicted model, not a curated record.
AGGGAAUCUAUUCAGUGAUGUUUAUUACUUGUUCGUCCUCCUUUGUAUCAUGGGAAGGUUCUAUUUCAUCUCCUUGUCAACUUAGAGAGAGAGAGAGAGAGAGAGAGAGAGAGAGAGAGAGAUGGCAAUUGGGUUCAUGGAGGUGCUGCUGGUGAAAGCAAAGGGUCUUCAAGAAACUGAUAUCUUUGCUCAUAUGGAUCCGUAUGUUGUGUUACAAUACAAAGGGCAAGAGCACAAAAGCAGUGUAAUUCAUGAGGGAGGCAGCAACCCUGUGUGGAAUGAGAAAUUUGUAUUCAGAGUGGAAUACCCUGGAUCAGGUGACCAUUAUAAGCUCCACCUUAGAAUCAUGGACAAGGACGUAUUUUCUGCAGAUGACUUUGUUGGCCAGGCUACAAUAUAUGUAAAGGAUUUAUUGGCAGAAGGAGCAGAGAAUGGAUCAGCUGAGCUCCGUCCUCGCAAGUAUAGUGUGGUUAAAGCUGACCAAUCUUAUUGUGGCGAAAUUGAAGUUGGUUUAAAUGUCACACGAAAGGAAGAAGAAUAUACUGACGAUGAGAUUGGAGGAUGGAAGGAAAGUAGCUAUUAGUUCAGUGUGCUUCAGAUAUGGAUUUUGGAAUGUCUUUCUGUAUAUCUUUGAAUAUGCAUAGAACUUGAAAUCCCCUCUAGCGUUUGUGAUGUGAUGUAAAAACACUUGCCAAGUAGUUGUUAAUGAGUUUCAUCGUUCAAUUUGUAAUCACAGGAGUGAAUGUAAAUUGAGAUUCAUAUUCAUGAAGAAUUUGAAAGUUUAUAUAAGAUAAAAAAGAAAAAGUU